Penaeus monodon (black tiger shrimp) is the source of this 2350-nucleotide messenger RNA. RefSeq lists its product as uncharacterized. The record is from RefSeq and is a predicted model, not a curated record. The transcript is spliced from 7 exons. NCBI's taxonomy places the organism in Eukaryota, Metazoa, Arthropoda, Malacostraca, Decapoda, Penaeidae. Gene Ontology annotation, biological process: positive regulation of cyclin-dependent protein serine/threonine kinase activity. Bases 160 to 1800 code for a protein of 546 amino acids. Gene Ontology annotation, molecular function: protein kinase binding.
UUCCCACGUGUAGGAGUGUGUAAAUGAGCAGAUUGCUUUUCCUAAUUAUAUUUCAAAUUAUGCAGCAAGAUCAAGUUCGCGUGAAAUGACAUAAUUAUCCUAUUUUUGCAUAAUAAUUGAACCUCAUUACACAACCACAAUUUUGUUACAGUGUGCAAAAUGCGAGCCAACGCAAUAUAUAUCCGCCGACUCCAUCGCCGUUCUCAGUUCGCAUGUUCAGACAUUAGCUGCGUGGAGCCGGUGGCUUCUCAGAUCACAUCAGUCAACGGUAAACACAGGGAAAACCCGCAUCAUUCUGGGGACCCGCAGGAGCUAGCCCCAGAGUGUGAGUGGGAAGUAGCCCCGUCUACGAGGUCGGUCUUGAAAAGGGUUCUCAGCUUCUUUCAGUUGAAGAACAGCAUUUCCCCUUCGCAAGAACACCCCAAGCCCUCCUCGCCAGCACGGCCUCCUAAGCAACCACUUAAUCCGAGAAACCGCAGGAAGCUCUACUGUCCGGGGGAAUCGGCGAGCGAUAAAGAAAAUAUCCCCCCCUUGCCCAAGGCACCGACGGCCGUGUCUCUGCUUCGAAGCUUUCGCCAGCAAGACCUGGAGGAAAGCAAGCAAGAACAGGGUCUUCGUCCGCCCCUCGGGGUGAGACCGCUGUCGGAACUCAAGCAGUUCGCUCAUCCCGGGACUCAGGGACGCUCAAGACAGUUCUCAAAACUAUCGAUUAAAAGACCUGACCAUCACCUAUCCCACGAGAGCGGCAGCACGAGUGAGAACCACACUCCCAGGAAAAUUCUCCGACGCAGCCGGCGAGACAAUUCUACGGGAGACGUGUACGUCACACACAAGCACUUCAGCAAAUUCAGUGAACUCAUUGGAGACCCACUGAUCCAGAAGUUCUUGAAUGCUGAUGUGUGCCGCAGAUAUGCAGACAAAUACCUUAUAGCUAUGGUUUUUACCUACUUUCUGCGAUCAAGACUUCAGUUUCAUGAAUACACCAAGGACAAUUUCUUUGCAGGACUAUAUCUCGCCCAUGAUAUGGAAGAAGAUGAAGAAGAGCUGAAGUAUGAGGUGUUUCCAUGGAUACUUGGUCGCAGAUGGCGCAAGACAUAUCCAACUCUCUUACAAAGGCGUGAUGAGAUUUACUGGGCUAUUGACUGCCGCGCUGUUGUGUCUAAAAAAUGCUGUGAUCAGGUUAUGGAUUUGGAACCAGAUCACUGGGUAUGGAAACGUGAACGCCCUGAAUAUCAUGGGGGAGCUGUGAGAGACUAUCUUCGGCAUGAAGAUGAUAAUGGACAUCCUCGUGGGCCAGAUAAGUCCCCUCUUCAGUGUCAGGAGUGUCUUGAGCGCCAGUGUCAGGAGUCUGAGAAUUCUUAUCUACUCUACAUGUCAGAUUCUGACUUCAGCAGUGAUACUAAGGCCUCUGGUGAAGGUGAUGCAAUUGCACAAAAUGAAAAGGAUUCUGGAUUUGAAACUUUUUUAUGUGAAGCAAUGGACAUAGAAAGCACUAUCAAAAACAAUAUCCCUAUGGAAAGUAAUGCUGCCCCUGAAAAACAGCAUGCAAAUUUGUUGAUUACCAGUCCUGGUAAACUGAAAGAGACCAAUAACAAUUUUAUUUGCACAAAUGGAGACUGGAAGACCUGUCCUUCAGAUGACACCUCUGCAUAUGACCUUUCAGUUGACUCUGGGGAAGAAAUGGAAUGUCAGGGGAAUGACAGCACUGAGGCAGUUAAUAAUGAAAAAUUUUCUUUGUCUCAGGCUGACACUGUUAGUUUUCACUCAGAAGUCCAAUCUAAACUUUCUCAGGAAUUUUGAUAUGAACUGCUCUAUAGAUUAAUAUAUUCUUAUAAACUAUCACUUUCAUAGUUUUGUUAAGAACUGAUUUUCUAUUUUUUUAAUGGUAUUUUGUUUCUUAACUUCAGAAUUUACAGGUAUCUUCAUUACCCUGUACAGAUCUUGACAAAAUGUUGUAUGGCUGAAUCUCUGUUUUGUUUUAUUUUGGUAUAUCUAUGCACUAUAGAAUAUGUUGUAAAUGGACAAAGUACACUGAAGAACUUUUUAUGUAUUCUCCUAUUCCAUUUUGCCUUUAUUUAGUUACACAGUCCAGUGCUGAUAGGUGACUUGGUUUUAUUUUUCAAAAAAUCCAACAAAUCAUAGUAUUAAAAUUUACAUGAAAUUACAGUAUAUGAAAACUUGUAUAUAAAAACAGCAUUAUAGCAUUAUUGGCUCCCAGUAGACAUUAAUUAAAUGUCACUUUCUGUAUCUUCAUGAAAGGAAUGCCUUCUUAUUUUCUAUUACCUAGAACUGCAUAAUUUCUUUCAUUCAUGUAGACCUAAUGAAUCCAGCUUCAGUAUGUGAUUUAAUA